Dimorphilus gyrociliatus is the source of this 1219-nucleotide messenger RNA. The record is from the annotation of a GenBank genome assembly. NCBI's taxonomy places the organism in Eukaryota, Metazoa, Annelida, Polychaeta, Dinophilidae.
UAUGAUUGGAUUUAGUCAUCUUUUAUCUAUAAUCCUAUUCAUCGCCCUUAUAAUCUCAGAUUAUCCAUCUUCUUUGGCCUUUCGUAGAGAUUAUACGUUUCAACUGCCAGAACAAUAUCACAAAUCCUAUGAAGGAUCAAAAUUCCUAUGUCAAGUUGUUUGCUAUAUUAUCACAAAGAAUUUUGCAAGAGUGAUUGAUGAAAGUUUAACUGGAUGUCCUCAUAUUGUUGAAUUUAAUCAGGAAAACAAUUAUCAACAUCCUUUUACUCUCGAAAAAAAGGGACCAACCUGUAGCGUUUAUCAAGGUUUACAAUUCGUUAUAAAAUGUUCCAAUAUCGAGAAGGAAAAUCAUUUGAGAUGUAGUUGCUUAUACGAUAGCAACGAAAACAAAGUACCAUGCGAAAAUUUACCUACAAAGAUUACAAUGGCAAAUAAGAGUGUAACUGAGCCAGUUGUCGACUGCCAUCCUUCGAUUAGGCUUGUGGGAACGGAACAAAAGUUUAAUCCAAUUUUAUGUAAAAGUCCCGUUUGUUCCGAAACGAAUAAAAGAACCCAUUAUCAUUGCCCGUUCUGUUUUAAAAACGAUGUUUACACGGACAGCGCUCUACUGAAAGCCCAUUAUAGAGUAAAACAUGUCGACAAGGGAAUGUUAUUUGCUGGUUUAUGGAUAAUCCGAUGUUGUGAUUCGUGCAACAUUAUUGGGUCGAUAAAAGGCUCAAAAGAAUUCAAGGGUGCUCAUUGGCAUUGUUAUGGAUGUCGAAAUGGAUUUAAUAGAAGAGAUGAGGCCUUAAAGCAUUUUCGUACACAUUUUAAAAAUCCUCGUACCACUUUUCAAAUUCAACUGGUACAAGAUGUUAAUCAGAAAAUAUUAGAUAUGAACAAACAAGACGAUGCAGAGGGUCAAAGGUUGUCAGAUGAGCCUCAGUUGAUCAUAUCAAUAGCACCUGAAGCCUCGCGAGAAGUUUUAGUAGAUAAUACAGAGGUUAUAGCGGAGGGUGAUAAACUAGAAAUCGUAGAACAUACCAAUUUCAAAGAUCAACAUGUACCCUUUAUCGAAUAUCAAAAAAUAGAGGAGGAAAAUAGACGUCUUCAUAAUAGAAUUAUCGAUUUCGAGAAGAAAGAAAUUAAAUAUCUAGAAAGAAUAAAAAUACUUGAAGAGGAACUUGGAGAACUUAAGGAACCAAUAAAAAAGCGAAAAAAUGUUGAAAAUUCUUCCUAA